Orycteropus afer afer is the source of this 924-nucleotide messenger RNA. It is a transcript of the gene PDCL3, whose product is annotated as phosducin like 3. Gene Ontology annotation, biological process: positive regulation of gene expression; angiogenesis; protein folding. Bases 1 to 924 code for a protein of 307 amino acids. The transcript has 7 exons. NCBI's taxonomy places the organism in Eukaryota, Metazoa, Chordata, Mammalia, Tubulidentata, Orycteropodidae. Gene Ontology annotation, cellular component: cytoplasm. The record is from RefSeq and is a predicted model, not a curated record.
AUGCGCGGAACAGAGCUGAGGGGCAAGGGGGAGUACAGGGUGGACAAGUUUGAGCUUCCGGAGCAAGAUGCAGCAGGUAUGUUAUGGAUCCAUUGUACGGAUGUGGUAGAGGAGGAUCUGAGAAGCGAAAGAUCCCACUUGAGGGUUCCCCCACGUAAAACUGGUAGAAUUCGGGUUCCUGACUCUCUUCCUCUUCCCCUGAAUCAAGACCCCAAUGCAGACACUGAGUGGAAUGACAUCUUACGCAAAAAGGGCAUCUUGCCCUCCAAGAAAAGCUCAGAAGAAUUGGAAAAGGAAGCAGAAGAGGAAGAGCAGCGAGUCCUUCAACAGUCAAUUGUGAAAACAUAUGAAGAUAUGACUUUGGAAGAGCUGGAGGAUAAUGAAGAUGAAUUUAAUGAGGAGGAUGAACGUGCUAUUGAAAUGUACAGGCAACAAAGACUGGCUGAGUGGAAAGCGACUAAACUGAAGAAUAAAUUUGGGGAAGUUUUAGAGAUCUCAGGAAAGGAUUAUGUUCAAGAAGUUACCAAAGCUGGUGAAGGCUUGUGGGUAAUUUUGCACCUUUACAAACAAGGGAUUCCCCUCUGUGCCCUAAUAAACCAACACUUCAGUGGACUUGCAAGGAAGUUUCCCGAUGUUAAAUUUAUCAAAGCCAUUUCAACAACCUGCAUACCCAAUUAUCCUGAUAAGAAUCUGCCCACAAUAUUUGUUUAUCUUGAAGGAGAUAUCAAGGCUCAGUUUAUUGGUCCUCUAGUGUUUGGUGGGAUGAACCUGACAAGAGAUGAGUUGGAGUGGAAAUUGUCUGAGUCUGGAGCAAUCAAGACAGACCUGGAGGAAAACCCCAAGAAACCAGUAGAAGAUGCAUUACUGUCCUCAGUGCGGUCCUCAGUCCCUGUGAGGAAAGACAGUGAUUCCGAGGAUGACUGA